UUCUUAAAUGUAUGCGACAUAUAACACAAUUCUUUGUAGCUCGUGCCCGUGCAAUAUUUAUCUUCCCCAUGUCUGUGCAUUAAUGAGUAACGAAAUUUUAACCUUUAGAACGUAUAUAGAACGUUAUCAAUUAUACUACAAACAUUAUAGUCUCAAACGACUAUCUGAUAUAUUGCAUAUCAAAAAUAUGAAUGGAAACAAUAAUAGAGUGGUCCAGAUUUUCAGCAUAAACGUCAAUAGUGACCAGGAUUACCAAAGGUAUGCUUCCCGCCGGAAAUCGUCUGUCGUUCGCGAGAUUUCCGGUCGGAUCCACUCCGUGCUGAAUCGAGAUGAGGAGGAAGAUGUGGACAGUUCAGUGGACGGCGUGUUCCGGUUGAGAGGACAGUUUGACAUAAGGGAUGUUGUUCCUAGCGACAGUCAACCGACCGUGGAAGCGCAACAUUUUCAAAGGAGGGGAAGCUCUUUAUCGAAUGGGCAGACUGAUACUUUGCCACAGUUAACCGUUCGAACGCCUGUAAAUGUACGGAAAUGGUUCGUCUUAAUCAGCAGCUUCUUCAAUAUGAUGAUCACCGGGGGAUUCCCAUUCAACAUGUCGGUCCUCUUUGUAGAGUUUUUAAAUGCAUUUGGAAAAAGCAAAGCGGAGACUUCACUGGUGCAAUCGGUUUGCAUAGGAGUCUUUUUUAUUGGAGGUUUGAUAACAGGUGGGCUGGUCACUAAAUUUGGAACCAAGAUUUGUGGUUGCUUUGGAGCCAUGCUUUCUGCCACUGGAAUUGCUGUUUGUUUUAUAGCACCAAAUCUGGAAUUUCUUAUCAUUUUCAUGGGAGUCAUGUCAGGAGCUGGAUUUUCACUAAACGUGAUUUGUGCAUCAACAAGUGUUUCUCAAAACUUUUCACCUAAAGAAAGGAUUCUUGCUCUUGCCUUUGUGUCCUCGGGUUCUGGCAUUGGUGGGCUGAGCUUUCCUUUACUGCUACAGUACUUCAUUGACAGUUUUGGCUGGAGAGGUUGCCUUUUAGUCAUUUCUGGGAUCGUUCUAAACCAGUUAGCAUGUGGUCUUAUGUCGGGCCCAGACCUGAAAAGACCAAAAGGCCCAAAACUUCAGCAAAAUAUGACAGACACCAACGAGACAGAAGAUUCCAAUACAACUUUAUCCAGACUUAAGGCUUUACUGAAAAACAGCGUGUUCCUUGGAUUCUGUUUUGCUUUAUCGCUUGCACUAGCGGCAUUUAAUGGGUUUUUGGUAUUUUUCGUCGACUUCUUUGAACAGAAGGGAUUCGAUCGUACUUCUGUAGUUUGGUUAUAUUCUGGGAUGAAUAUUGUCAGCACGAUUUUCAGAUUCGUUCCGGGAUUAAUAGCACAGAGUCCGAAAAUACCAAAACUAGCCAUUCCUGCUAUGUAUGCCUUUCUUGGUUGUAUAAGUCUAAGCUUGCUUCCAUUCAUGACCUCAUAUUCAUUGAACGCUGUAGUUAUAGCGCUCUAUGGGAUAGCCCUGGGAGGCGUGGUCACUGUGAUAUCCAUUACGACCCUGGAGUUAGUGGGAGAAAAGACAUAUCCGACGGGGCUUGGAAUUGUGUUGGCUGCUUCUGGAAUUGCCAAUACUGCGGGAGCUCCGAUAGCAGGUUAUUUCCGUGACAUCUCUGGGUCUUACACCUACAGUGUUCUAUCCGGGGCUGGGGCUACUCUUCUUGCUAGUUUUAUUUUUACCUGGGCCAUGAUCUAUCAGAGACGACACGGUGAUGAUCCUCGGUCCAGAUUCAACAUGGAGAUUGAUGUGCAGGCGAGGCGGAAGUCGCGUAGACGAUCUAGUAUCCUGCCCUGGAGAAAGAGUGUUGAUCUCGGAUUUGCUCUUUAAUAUUGCAGAAAAAAACAAAGUGUCAAUACGUUUUAACUUUUAGUAUGGAAAUGAAUAAAAUUUAAUACUUUUUGAAAUCUUAUUCAUGAUGGUUGCAUGGGGUUCUAUAGAGCUGGAUUUAGUGGAUAAUAGAUAGAAACAUUGUCGGUUCAAACACUAGUCUUAACAACUUUUUUUUUUUAAAAGAACAGACAAUUACUUUUGCCUUCCAAAAAACCUAUGAACUAUACGCAGCUGCUGUAAUAAAAUUUUUAAUAAUAAUUUAACAUGUCUCACCUGAGUACAUCGUGAUUUGACGCAUGCAAAAACAAUCAUGUUUGCGUGGAUCUCUUUUGUUUUGCCAACAUUUUUAAACACGACCAUGUACAUUAAGAUUCUAUAGCUGCAAGUUGUUUAAUUUCAAAGUUGCUGCAAAACAGUUUAUCACUUGCAAGUAAAUUAUAAAAUAUAUAUUUUAAUUUUGUUAUAGUGUUUAAAGGGGCAUGGUCACGAUUUUGAUCAAAAAUUAUUUUUUCGAUUUUAAUGUUUACAGUGCUUCAGUAAGGCAUUUUUGAUAGGCAACCAAAAUUUGAGUGUCACUUGAUGAGUUAUAAACGAGUUACAGAGCUUGCAAUUCUUCCCUAUGUAAACAAAGCGUUUGUUUACAUUUUGAAUGCUGAAGUGAAAAUUCAAGUGUUAGACCUAAAAUGAAAGUAUUAAUCGUUAGGAACUGUUUAUUUAUGCUUAAAAUGAAUAAUAAGAUGGACAAACCAGCUCGAAAACGAUUUUUACCGGUAUAUUCGACAUAUGUAAACAAAAACAGGGCACGAGCUUUGUUUACAUGACGAAGAAUUGUGAGCCAUGUAUAUUGGUUAAAACUAAACGACUGGCACCAAAACUUCAGUUGAUCAUUAGAAAUGCAUUCCUAAAGCAUUGCAAAUAAUAAAAACAGCAAAAAAAUUAACCAAAAUCGUGACCAUGCCCCUUUAAUAGCUGAAAAAUUCUUAUUCAUGGUAUUUUAGUUAUAAAAUAAUGUUUAAUAGGUGUGGAAUGUAUUUGAAGAUAUGUUUUGUUGUUAAGUAUCUCAUUUCCAGUUCAUUUAAAGGGACUACGACAUGAUUGAGCUCAAAUUUUUCAAAAUUUAUUUCUCCAUUUUUAAUGCAUAGAAUGGUCAAUAUGGAUCUUUUUAAAGUUUUGUCAAAAUUUGGAAGUCAAAUGUCAAGUUAAAAGCAAUGUUGAAUGAUUACGUAAAGAGUGAAUACUUAUUUAGAGUAUACAUAGAAAUAAAGAUAUGUUUAUGUUGAAUAAAUAUAAUGAGACAAUUCGUUUCUCGAAUGCACGAUUUUAGUUUUGAUAGAUAGAACUUUCCAGAACAGGGUAACCAAAAAAACGCGGUUUAAGUAAUUAACGUCAUGGUGGAAAGCUUAGGGCGAGUUAAUCACCGGCAGUUACCUUGAACUCACAAUUUUGGUUUAAGAUAUGCAAAAAAAUGAAUAUACUAUCGUUUUUAAAUGCACAUAUACAGUUUUAUACCACU
This is a messenger RNA of Magallana angulata, 3365 nucleotides long. Its product is annotated as monocarboxylate transporter 13-like. Gene Ontology annotation, molecular function: monocarboxylic acid transmembrane transporter activity. Gene Ontology annotation, biological process: transmembrane transport. The transcript is spliced from 5 exons. The coding region runs from base 8 to 1849 and encodes 613 amino acids. NCBI's taxonomy places the organism in Eukaryota, Metazoa, Mollusca, Bivalvia, Ostreida, Ostreidae. The record is from RefSeq and is a predicted model, not a curated record.